AUGAAAGAGGAAUUAAAGUCAGUUAAACAAACCAAUAGAAAAGUAUUAGUUAUUGCAUUUGACUUGCAGGAAACUCUUUCAACACCUAGUCUUAUAGUUGGUCCGGCAUUCUACUUGCGUAAAGCUUGGACUUACAACCUUGGUAUUCACGAUUGCAUAUCUGGACAAGCAAGCAUGUUUAUGUGGACAGAUGCUACAGCCAAGAGAGGACGUGAGGAAAUAGCAAGUAUUUUAUUGAAGGCAUCCUAUUUGCCUUGCGAUAGGGAUUUAGCCCAAAUUGAAAAACACAAGAGGUAUUUGAGACAAAUUUAUUGCCCAGAGGACUGGUACGAAGCCGUUAGAAAAAGUAAAAGGGCCAAUCCAAUCGAAGUUAUUGUUAUGGAACAAAAAGAUUUCCUAUCGUUUCAAAAAGUUCCUAUGGUGAAAAAAACCAUAACUGAAGAUAAAGAGCCUGUAAAUUUCACAAAAGCACGCUGCUUCCGAUUUGAAUCGGGUGAACCCAAUACGAUGGUGAUAAAACGUGAACUAAAUGAAACUUUUAAAAAAGUUUAUAUUGGAAAGCGUGGAAAUAGGUUAGUUCUUCAGUCAGGCGAUAUUCUUGACAACUUAGACUGCAAAUACAAUAAACCUGUAAAACUGAACAGCAAGAAAGUUGAAGACUUACAAAAACUUUUGCGAUACAUACCACCUAUCAAUCAAAACUUUUAUGUUACUAUUUUCGAGCAGUGUGCUGGAGAGCACAUUGACGAAACUGAAGAUCAAAAUAUUGCGGAAGAUGUGGAUGGAGAAGAAGACUAG
Molecule: messenger RNA, 798 nt
Organism: Psylliodes chrysocephalus
Lineage: Eukaryota; Metazoa; Arthropoda; Insecta; Coleoptera; Chrysomelidae
Source: the annotation of a GenBank genome assembly